Salvia hispanica is the source of this 1188-nucleotide messenger RNA. RefSeq names its product polygalacturonase-like. The record is from RefSeq and is a predicted model, not a curated record. Gene Ontology annotation, molecular function: polygalacturonase activity. Lineage: Eukaryota; Viridiplantae; Streptophyta; Magnoliopsida; Lamiales; Lamiaceae. Gene Ontology annotation, biological process: carbohydrate metabolic process.
AUGGCUAUUUCAAUAAUGUUCCAAAUUUUCAUUGUCACAUUUUUACAAUACUUUUCAGCUUCAAUUCUAGCAGCAAACCCUACCUACAAUGUUAUUUCCUACGGUGCAAAAGCCGACGGAAAAUCCGACUGCGCCAAGGCCUUUCAAGCUGCUUGGGGUGCCGCAUGCGCCUCCGCUUCUCCGGCCACAAUAAAUGUGCCGCGGGGAAGGUACAUUUUGGGAAAUGUGCAUUUUGAGGGUAGCACGUGCAAAAAUAAUGCCAUAACCAUACAGAUUGAUGGGACUCUUUUAGCUCCAUCCAAUUACAAUGCCAUUGGUAAUAGUGUCCACUGGUUGAUGUUCAAAAGGGUCACCGGAGUUUCUAUCCGCGGUGGAACCCUAGAUGGUCUUGGCGCCAAUUUGUGGGUUUGCAAAGCUUCAGGCAAGAAGUGUCCACAAGGAGCAACGUCAUUGGCAUUCCUCAAUUCGAACAAAAUAAGCAUCAGCGGACUAACCUCCAUAAACAGCCAAAUGUUCCACAUUGUCAUCCACGGCUGCCGCGACACAAAACUCCAAAACAUCAAAAUCAUCGCGCCCGACGAAAGCCCCAACACCGACGGAAUUCACAUUGGACGGUCGUCGGGAGUUUCCAUCACCAACUCCCGCAUUGCCACCGGGGACGACUGCAUCUCCAUGAGUCCCGGAACCUCCAACGUGUUUGUUCAAAACGUCGCAUGCGGCCCGGGCCACGGCAUAAGCAUUGGAAGUCCAGGGUGGGUAUUGAAUGAAGCAGGAGUGGAAAAUGUGACGGUCAAAUCGUGUGUUUUGAGUGGGACCCAAAAUGGUGUGAGAAUCAAGACAUGGGCAAGGCCUAGCAAUGGAUUUGUUAGAAACGUUCAUUACGAGGAUCUCACUAUGGUUAAUGUCAUAAACCCUAUUAUCAUUGACCAAAAUUAUUGCCCCAACAAUAAAAAUUGUCCCAAUCAGUCGUCGGGUGUGAAGAUUAGCGGUGUAACAUAUAAAAAUAUACAUGGAACAUCAGCGACGGAAACUGGAGUGAGCUUGAAGUGCAGUAAAGCGGAGCCGUGCACCGGAAUUAAGUUAGAUAAAGUAAUGCUAAACUACAAGAAUAAAGCAGUUGGUACUGUAUGUGGAAACGCCGUUCAGACUAUGGAUGGAGUAAUCAAGCCACUGAAAUGCCUUGCAUAA